This is a messenger RNA of Pisolithus orientalis, 3792 nucleotides long. Its product is annotated as hydroxymethylglutaryl-coenzyme A reductase-domain-containing protein. Gene Ontology annotation, cellular component: peroxisomal membrane; endoplasmic reticulum membrane. Gene Ontology annotation, molecular function: protein binding; hydroxymethylglutaryl-CoA reductase (NADPH) activity. The record is from RefSeq and is a predicted model, not a curated record. The transcript is spliced from 15 exons. Gene Ontology annotation, biological process: coenzyme A metabolic process; ergosterol biosynthetic process; isoprenoid biosynthetic process. NCBI's taxonomy places the organism in Eukaryota, Fungi, Basidiomycota, Agaricomycetes, Boletales, Pisolithaceae. The coding region runs from base 107 to 3550 and encodes 1147 amino acids.
ACCUGUCCUCCCUCCCUCGGUUCUCAACAACGGGGUUGUCUGGCCUGUGAGCGUCGCGCAGUUCACCCUCAGACACGUCCAGGUCAGGACCUUAACUCACUCGGAGAUGCGCGCGUCCCUCCUUCCUCUCACCCGGCGUGCUGUGUUCUCGCCGAUAGAGACAAUAACCUUCUUCUCUAUCGUCGGUACUCUAGCCUACUUCCACGUUCUCUCGGACAUCAAGCACUCCGCUUUCUUUGCCCCAACCUUUCCCUCUACUCUGCGACCCACCCAUGCUCUUCUCCGUGACGGCGAGUGGGUUGGCGUCGAUGAGGAGUGGUAUAGGCGCCGCGCGGCUGAUCCGAAGCAGGUCAUUCUCUCCUCCCAAUCGGUCUCGGCACGACCUGAGGAUGCGACUGCAUCAUACGCACCACUCGAUUUGGCUCACUUUGCAUCCUCUAUCAAUAACCUAACCCAUUACAUCUCUCACGACCUCUUAACUCCGUCAGGUGACAAUUACCCGUCGUUUUGCUACCGCGCUUCAGUUUCCCCGUAUCUAUCUGACGCUCAGGACCCCUGCUUUGCUACAUCGUCUUCACAUACCUCCAAGUCACAGGUCUUGACACUCUCAUUUAGCUCCGGCACGCGCCAAGGCUUCGUUGAUGCCCUCAAUGAGCGCGCUGCCUUUGAAGAGGAUGCGUAUGGAGUCAGGUAUCGUAUCGAGAGCCAACCGACCGAGUCCAUCGCCGAAAUGAGAAGCAGCAAAUGGAUUGCAUAUGCUGCAAAAUCUCUCGUUGUUCGCUUCUGGGAGCUGGCCAAGAAAGCAGAUUCGCUCGACAUCCUCAUUAUUCUUGCAGGAUACAUCCUCAUGCAUGCGUCGUUUAUUCGGGUCUUUCUUUCUUCCCGUGCUUUGGGGUCUAACUUCUGGCUGAGCACCGCGAUCGUGUCCUCUUCCGUCCUUGCUCUCCUGUUGGCUUUGCCCCUGUCACACUACCUUAGUAUCCCCUUGGAUCCUAUUAGUUUGACAGAAGCACUACCGUUCCUCGUCUGCACGGUCGGCUUUGAUAAACCCUUACGGCUUGCUCGUGCGGUCUUCAACCAUCCUCACCUCGCCGCUCCCGUCAAAGAAGGGCGCUGGAGAGGUCAGAUGAAACCGGCAGGUCAUAUCGUGAUGGAAGCCAUGGAAAAAAGCGGCAAUGUCAUUCUCCGCGACUAUGGGCUUGAAAUCGCUAUUCUCGCGAUGGGUGCCAGAAGCAAAGUCGGUGGUUUGCAGGAGUUCUGUGCGUUGGCUGGACUGCUGCUCGUGUUGGACUGCAUCCUCUUUGGCACAUUCUAUUCGGCCAUUUUGACUAUCAUGGUUGAGGUCCGGAGAAUCCAAACGGCGCGAGACUCCGGUCUUUGGCACAGGAUAUCAGAAACCCUCCUCGGCGUCAAGGGUUCCAUGUUGAGGCGCGAACAUCGCGCAGCUAUUGAGACGAAGGACGAACAUCCAGCCGCCCGCUUGAAGCUACUUUUGAUUGCGUCGUUCCUGACGUUGCAUGUUCUCAAUUUCACCACUACGUUAACGCCAGUGACUAUUGCACACCGCAACUCACGAACAUCCAUCCACCACUUUACGGAUUACGCUUUCCCAAAGGUAGACAUCACUUCCCCAGCUCUCGCUAACGUCCUGAGGAAUUUGGCCAUCCUUCAUCCCGCUGAAUCUAUCCGUGGCUUCCUCAAGCCGAGUGAAGUUAUUGGAGGUAUCAUGACUGCCUGGAGUGUACUCAUUGGCGAUCCUUUCUUGUCCAAAUGGAUCAUCUUCCUUCUCGCCUGCAGCCUUGUACUCAACGGCUAUCUCCUCAAAGGUAUUGCCGAAGGUGCCAUCCGGAGCAUUCAGCCACCUAGUGUCAGGUUCCGAUCAGUCACUAGCACUAGGGUGGCGAAAGAGUCGGAUGAUAAAGAUGUUCCCGAAGCUGAAACAACUGCUGCCCGCAGGCGACCAUCAUUUACCAUUGGCGCUGAACCCAAAUCUGUACCUGAUAGCGCAGACUCGGACGAGACUCCUAAUGUCCUGCCUCCCCCUCCCGUCUUGGCACCUAUCGUUGCACCAGUCGCCGUUCAUGUGAACAAGGAAAAUGGAGUUCCAGCACAGCCAGCUGCAAUCAAGGACACGGAACUGAAAGAGAAACUCCCUGUACGCUCCUUGGAAGAAUGUAUCGAGGUCUUUGACAAUGGGCCGAAACCAGAGGUCAUUUUACUCGCACAGAAUGGCAAGAUCGCACCUUACGCGUUGGAGAAAGUUCUCGGAGAUCUUGAGCGCGCUGUCGUUAUUAGAAGAGCACUGAUUUCGCGAGCAAGCAAGACGAAGACGUUGGAAUACUCAGAUGUGCCUUAUGCCAAUUACGACUACUCACGCGUGCAAGGUGCAUGUUGCGAGAACGUCAUCGGAUACAUACCCAUUCCUCUCGGUGUGGCAGGGCCCCUCAAGAUCGAUGGCGAACAAAAGGCACUCUUGUUCGCAUCGACUUCACGCGGAUGCAAAGCUCUCAAUGCAGGAGGUGGUGUGACAACUGUUCUUACUCACGAUGCCAUGACACGUGGUCCCGCAAUCGACUUCCCCAGUCUCCUGAUGGCAGCCGAGGCGAAGGCGUGGGUGGAUUCAGACAGUGGCUACAAUAUCAUUCGCGAGGCUUUCGAGUCCACCUCCCGCUUCGCCAAGUUGCAGCGGUUAAAGACAGCACUUGCUGGUCGUACACUGUUUAGUGAUGCGAUGGGCAUGAAUAUGAUCUCUAAAGGGACGGAAAAGGCUCUUGAGGCGAUGCAAAAACACUUCCCGGAGAUGGUCACCCUCGCCCUGUCUGGCAAUUAUUGUACGGACAAGAAACCCGCUGCAAUCAACUGGAUCGAGGGACGUGGUAAGAGCGUUGUUGCCGAGGCGGUUAUUCCUGGAAAGGUUGUGAGGAGCGUCCUUAAAACUGAGGUCGACGCGUUAUGCAACUUGAACAUCAAGAAGAAUCUGGUCGGUAGCGCCAUGGCUGGUUCGAUUGGUGGUUUCAAUGCGCACGCUGCAAACAUCCUUACCGCCAUUUUCCUGGCCACUGGGCAGGACCCCGCACAAAACGUCGAGAGUUCUAAUUGCAUGACACUUAUGGAACCAAUCAAUGAUGGAGAGGAUCUUCUUAUGACAGUGACCAUGCCUGCCAUCGAGGUAGGCACCAUUGGUGGGGGUACCGUUCUAGCUCCUCAGGGGGCCGUUUUGGAGAUGCUCGGAUUGAAGGGUUCACAUCCAACCGUGCCUGGCCGAAAUGCCCAGCGCCUUGCUCGUAUCAUUGCCGCAGCGGUUAUGGCGGGUGAACUUUCGCUCCUCAGUGCCUUGGCUGCCGGUCAUCUCGUUCGUGCACACUUGGUCCACAACCGCUCUCAAGCCAACACGCCUAAUUCAUCCCGACCCGUUACGCCUGGACUGAGUCCCAGUGACAUUGUGUGGGAACAAAGGACAGUAGAGAAGAGCCGUCCUUUACUUCGGCAGCCUCUCACACCUUCGUCUUCCACAUCGUCACUGCCCCCGUAUUCAGCAGAGAAGCAGUAAGUGCAUGAGGUGUGGUUGAGUGGCAUUCUAUUGCGUUUUUACCCACCGUCAACAUAUCUUGAUGACACUUUGUGAACACGAUCAUUGUUAAUUUACCCGCAGCUUGGCAUCUCUUCUUUCACAUCUAUUGUUUAAUAUAUUUGCAUCGACUACUUCAUUUUGUCGACUACAAUUGUCCUACAUACAUAUGCAGCCCUAUGUGUAGAGAAGCAUAGAAUGGCAACAUGAUCCGUUUCCAGCAC